AUGUCAACUAUUGCCGAGGAAGGACUUCCUGUGUCACCAGUUAACAAUCCGGAGACCUCGAAUGAGCAACCAUCAACGAUGAAUCCCGUGGAAAACGCAACUUCAGACCCAGAAGCAGAAGACGCGAAUCGAAGCACACCAACAGCUCCUACCGACGUCACAACGUUGUUUGCAACAAUGAUGGCUCGAAUGGAAGAGCUGAAUCGUCAAACAAGCGCUCGCCUGAACGAGCUCGCCGCGGCACAACUUUCUUGCCAAGAUCAAGUCAACACGUUACAUUCCUCAGAGACCCAAGCCCCAGAGAGACGAGCUCAAGAAAUUCAACGAGUACAACGCGCCUUAUUCGGAGACUCCCCCGCUCCGCCAACAACAGAAAAUCAUCCGACCUCGAACUGCGACGAGGUGAACAUCGGAGCUCCCGAACACGAAACACGUCGGCUUCAAAUAAGAAACUCGCAGCAGGAUGAAGAAAUGCUCGAAAUGAGAGCCAAAUUGCGAGCCAUGACUACACUUGUUCAUCAAGCAACUAGCUCGGCACCUGAGAUCGAUCGUGUGUUGAAAGAAAGUCAAAGCACACCAUUCACGACUCGAAUCACCGAUUUUCCAAUUAGAACUCAAGUAAAGUUCAACCUCCCGACAUAUACAGGCAACUCGGAUCCGAGUCAAUUCAUGACCGCGUUCAGCAUUCAAAUGGGCCGAGCACGAUUCACUCCCGAGGAGAAGGAUGCAGGUUUCUGCCAACUAUUCGUCGAAAAUCUAAGCGGCGCGGCCCUCGUCUGGUUCUCCAAAUUGAAAGUGAAUUCGAUUGACAGCUACCAAGCACUGUCAACGGCAUUCCUCAAAAGGUACAUGAUGUAUAUCCAAGGCGCAGUCUCCAGCGCCGACCUCUACCAGAUCAAACAGGGCGAAAAAGAAUCCCUUCGGUCAUUCAUCGGCAGGUUCAACGCGAUCGUCUCUCGAAUCACCGUAACUGACGAGGCAUCACUGCCAGCCCUUCGGAAUGCCCUUCGAAUCGAUUCAAAGUUUCGAGACAGUCUCAAGUUCAACAAACCCCGUACUCUCGAGGACGCACUUCAUCGUGCCACCUUAUACAGCGAGGACGAGGAAGAAAAAGAGAGCGCGUCGUCAGCAAAAGCGACGCCGAAGCAGCAGCCUCACAAAGAGACCCCCAAACAAGAAUAUCAGGAGCCUCGACAGCACCUCGACAAUAAUUAUCGAAGUGACAAUCGCCGAGGAGCAACGUACAACAUCAGCACUCAACAGCAACAGAAUCGCCAGUACCAAAACCAAUCGAACACCUGGCAGCGGGGAGAUCACGGAGAGACACGGCCUUUCUGCGAUUAUCACAACAAAUACGGUCACCCGACUGCGAUGUGUCGCGAGCUACAGGCUUAUUUGCUCGCCAAAUAUCGCAAGGGGGAGAUCGCUUUAUCAAACCAGCCCCAAAACACUGUGACACGAAACAAAGGAACUCGACCGACGGCUCCCGCCGAGCAGCUUCCACCUCCUCACCCAAGGAACGAACAACCCAACGACGACAUUGCGAAGAGAGACCGUGAAAACCAGCUUCGAGGUGAUACCCCUCCGGCAUCUCGAAAGAAGGUUUUCUUUAUCAUGGGAGGCCUAUCGACGUGCAACGAUUCCGUCAGGUCGAUAAAAAAGUACGGCCGCCAGGUCAUGCUCGCACAAAAAUGGCAAGUUAAAAGUCCUAAGACCGCCGAUUGCGGUGCAAUCACCUUCACCGAGGCCGACACCGAGGGAGUCGACAUGCCGCAUAACGAUCCGCUUGUGGUCGAACUGCGUAUCGCCGAUUGCGAGGUGUCUCGGAUACUGGUUGAUACAGGGAGCUCGGUCGACCUGAUUUUCAAAGAAACACUUGACAAAAUGGAUGUGGCGAACCAUCAUCUCAAGUCUUCGAUUAAGCCACUCACAGGAUUCGAUGGAGAUACGGUCUACUCAAUCGGGACGAUCAGACUCCCAGUUUACGCGGCAAAAACGACCCGCCUCGUCAAAUUUGUUGUCAUCGAUAAACCUGCCAUCUACAACGUAAUUCUAGGUACGCCCUGGUUGCAAUCCAUGAAAGCGGUGCCGUCGACCUAUCAUCAAUGCCUCAAGUUCCCAACCGCGUUCGGGGUAAAAACUAUUCGAGGCUCUCAGGAGAUAUCGAGACUCUGCUUCGCUGCAGAGCACAAGCUCCGAUUCAAAUCCACGAUUCCAGCCAAGGUAUGUCUCACGAUUUUACCCGUAACUCAAGUCGAUUUGCCAACUCAAGAAAGACCGAAGCAAGAGCUCAUCGUCCAAGUGAACAUCGAUGAAAGCGACCCCGAACGAUGUGUAGGAAUCGGAGCCGAUUUAAAGGAGGAGAUAAAGGUUGAACUCGUAAGACUUCUUCGCCAAAACGCGUCGACGUUCGCCUGGUCAGUAAGCGAUAUGCCAGGGAUCGAUCCCUCAAUCACCAGUCAUGAGCUUAACAUCGACCCAACGUUUAAACCGAUCAAGCAGAAGCGAAGGAAGUUAGGUCCAGAAAAGGCGCAAGCCGUCAAUGACGAGGUCGAACGUCUAUCAAAGGCUGGCUCGAUCAUCGAGGUUAAAUACCCCGAGUGGUUAGCCAACCCGGUCGUCGUCAAAAAGAAAAAUGGGAAGUGGCGAAUUUGCGUGGAUUUUACCAAUCUCAACAAGGCAUGCCCCAAGGAUAGUUUCCCCUUGCCACACAUCGACCGAAUCGUCGAGGCAACCGCCGGAAACGAGCUCCUGUCGUUUAUGGACGCCUUCUCCGGUUACAACCAAAUCACGAUGCAUCCCGAAGAUCGCGAGAAGACGUCCUUCAUCACCGAUCGAGGUACUUAUUGCUAUAAGGUAAUGCCGUUCGGCCUGAAGAACGCGGGCGCGACAUACCAACGACUAGUCAACCACAUGUUCGCCGAGCAGUUAGGACGAACAAUGGAGGUUUACAUCGAUGAUAUGCUUGUCAAGUCACUCACCGCCGGUGAUCACAUCGCCCAUCUGCAAGCCUGCUUCACCGUUCUAAAUCAAUACCAGAUGAAGCUCAAUCUGACUAAGUGUACCUUCGGGGUAACUUCUGGAGAGUUCCUCGGCUACAUCGUCACUAAACGAGGAAUCGAGGCAAAUCCGAAGCAGAUCGAUGCCCUGAUCAGUCUUCCAUCGCCUCGCAACACUCGCGAAGUCCAACGUCUCACCGGCCGGAUCGCGGCACUUAACCGUUUCAUCUCUCGAUCAACGGAUAAAUGUUUGCCCUUCUACCAGCUCCUCCGAGGCAACAAGCGUUUUGAAUGGGACAGCAAAUGCGAAGAAGCUUUUCAACAACUCAAGGAAUACCUCGCCAGCCCUCCAAUUUUGGCAAAACCGGAAACAGGCGAAACCCUCUACCUCUACAUCGCGGUGUCGAGCUCAGCGGUUAGCGGCGUCUUGGUCAAAGAAGAUCGAGGCGAGCAGAAACCGAUUUUCUACGUUAGUAAGACUCUCGACGACGCAGAAAAACGGUAUCCAACUUUGGAGAAGCUCGCACUCGCGGUCAUUAUGUCCGCCAGAAAGCUACGACCCUACUUUCAAUCCCAUUCAGUCGUUGUCUUGACCAAUCAACCGCUUCGAACGAUAUUGCACAGCCCGAGCCAAUCAGGCCGCAUGGCAAAAUGGGCUGUCGAGCUAACGGAAUACGAUAUCGAGUAUCGCAAUAAAACAAGCGCCAAAUCGCAGGUUCUCGCGGAUUUUUUGGUCGAGCUUCCUCUAGAGCUAAUCCAGACCGAUCUACCUGAUGAGAAGUGGUCCUUGUACAUCGACGGAUCUUCCUCAACUCGAGGCGCAGGUUUAGGCAUCCACCUAGAAUCUCCGACGAAGGAGAUAUUGGAGCAAUCAUUCCGGCUCGAAUUUCCAGCCUCCAAUAACGAAGCAGAGUACGAGGCCUUACUCGCAGGACUACGCCUGGCGCAAGGAAUCGGGGUCAAAAAGAUCGAAGCUUUCUGCGAUUCCCAACUCGUUGCCAGCCAAUACAGCGGCGACUACGACACAAGAAACGACCGGAUGGACCUGUAUCUUAAAGCCGUUAAGAGCCUCGCCAAUCGCUUCGAAUUUUUCUCACUCACUAGAAUUCCGCGCAGCGAUAACACUUCGGCAGAUGCACUAGCCGCCCUCGCAUCGACGUCCGAACCACAUCAACGGCGUGUAAUCCCGGUCGAGAGCAUCGAUUCCCCCAGCAUCGUCUUACCUGGAGGAGUAUGCGCGGUUCAGGAGCUCGAAGCCAACAGAUUAGACGCCAUCGAAUUACCUCCCCCCGAGGUCAUAGAUGAGCCCGCCGAGCAAGAACCAACAACCGAAGACUGGAGGAUUGAAAUACUGCUCUACAUUACGGAUGGCCAAGUCCCAGACGAUCGAUGGGCAGCGAGGCGUUUAAAAGUUCGUAGUGCUAAAUACAUUCAAUCACACGGCAAUCUUUAUCGUUGGAGCUCGACAGACGCUCUACUCAAUUGUCUUCACGGUGAAGCGACGCUCGAUGUCAUACGAGAAACGCACGAAGGAGCAUGUGGAAAUCACUCCAACGGUCGAGCUCUCGCCCUAAAAAUCAAAAACCACGGUCAUUUUUGGCCGACAAUGCUUACCGAUUGCGAUCGGUUCGUAGCUCGCUGCGAGCAAUGCCAACGACAUGCACCCACGAUCCACGCACCAGCCGAACUCCUAGCUGCAUCCUCACCACCUUACCCCUUCAUGAGAUGGGCAAUGGACAUCGUGGGUCCCUUACCUCGAUCCCGACAGAAACGAUUCAUACUUAUCGUCACCGAUUAUUUUACGAAAUGGGUCGAGGCCGAGUCCUAUGCCAAAAUCAAAGCAACCGACGUGAAGAACUUCGUCUGGAAAAACAUCAUAUGCCGUCACGGACUGCCCUACGAGAUCGUCACCGAUAAUGGUCCCCAGUUCAUCUCCGAUGUAUUCGAAGACUUUUGUGCCAAGUGGAAGAUACGACUUAGCAAAUCUACACCGCGAUACCCGCAAGGGAACGGACAAGCCGAGGCGACCAACAAGACUAUCCUCGAUGGCAUCAAAAAGCGACUCGAGGAUAAGAAAGGCUUAUGGGCAGAUGAGUUAGACGGAGUUUUAUGGUCACAUCGAACUACACCGCGAAGAUCGACGAAUAAAACUCCUUUCUCAUUGUCACAUGGCAUAGAAGCUUUGGCUUCGGCCGAGGUCGGUUUACCAACCAUACGUAGAGCGAUGUUGACACAAGACACAAAAAAGAACGGAAGAAUGAUGAAGGAUAGCCUCGAUAUGCUCGAAGAGGAGCGGGAUCACGCCCUGUUACGUAUGCAAAAUUAUCAGCAGCAAAUCUCACGAUACUACAACAAACGCGUGAAAGGAAGGCACUUCGAAGCCGGCGACCUCGUCCUUCGAAAAGUGUUCGAAAACACCGAAGAAUACCAUGCCGGAAAACUAGGCGCGAAGUGGGAAGGCCCCUACCAAGUCACCAACGUCGUGAAACCUGGCGUCUACGAGCUGAUGACGAUGGACGGUGAAAUGCUUCCUCGAUCUUGGAACUCGAUGAACAUUAAACGGUACUUCUAUUAA
This is a messenger RNA of Eutrema salsugineum, 5574 nucleotides long. RefSeq lists its product as uncharacterized. Gene Ontology annotation, molecular function: RNA-DNA hybrid ribonuclease activity; nucleic acid binding. NCBI's taxonomy places the organism in Eukaryota, Viridiplantae, Streptophyta, Magnoliopsida, Brassicales, Brassicaceae. The coding region runs from base 1 to 5574 and encodes 1857 amino acids. The transcript has a single exon. The record is from RefSeq and is a predicted model, not a curated record. Gene Ontology annotation, biological process: DNA integration.